AAAAUACCUAUUUAUAGACAAAUGGACCACUUACUAUUAAGCCUGAUACAGUGUAUUUUCAAUACAACUGGACUUGUACUGAGUUUCUUUUCAGUUGGUACUUCUAAGGGCUUUUAAUAUAAAUUUAUUACUAAAUUCAUUCUGAUUUAAGGUACAUGUAGCCAGACAAACACUGCUGAUUUUAAAAAUAAAGAAAGAAUGUUAAAUAGAUUAAAUUCUUUCUUUAAAGAAAGAAUGUUAAAUAGAUUAAAUGAUAGAAGGUAUAAUAUCAUUAUUUCCAUUAAAGUUAAAAUACUUUUGGUUAAAAAAACACAAACCUGUGUGUGUGUGUGUGUGUGUGUGUGUGUGUGUGUGUAUGUAUGUUUGUGUAUGAUAAAAUAAGUAGAUAGUUAAUUCUGGCUAAGAAAAGUAAACCAAAAGGUUAACAGCCAGUAUUUCUGGGCAGUGGGCCUUAAGAUGAUUUUUAUUACCUAUACAUUGAUGUACCCCAAAAUUUCUAUUACGAAUAUUGUUGUUAGAACUAGUAAAACUCUUUAAAGGAGUGUGGUAAAAGAAGCACUCUCAAAUGCUGUUUGACAUGCAAAAUAGUACAAAAUUUCUUGAAAAAUAAUUCAUUAAUCUAUAAAGAGACUUAAAGUUCCAGCUCUCUUGCGGCCUCACUUCCGAGAUGAGGAAGAAAAGAAGGAACAACGGCUGUGCCAAAAAGGGCCGUGGCCCUAUGCAGCCUAUUCGCUGCACGAACUGCGCCAGAUGUGUGCCCAAGGACAAGGCUAUUAAAAAGUUUGUCAUCCGAAACAUAGUAGAGGCCGCAGCCGUCAGGGACAUCUCCGAAGCAAGUGUCUUAGAUGCCUAUGUGCUCCCCAAGCUGUAUGUGAUGCUACAUUACUGUGUGAGUUACGCCAUUCAUUGCGAGGUAGUCAGGAACCGAUCUUGUGAAGCUCGCAAGGACCGAACACCCCCACCCCGAUUUAGACCUGCAGGUGCUGCCCCUCGCCCUCCACCAAAGCCCAUGUAAGGAGCCGAGUCUUUAAGGACUGAAGAACUGUCUGUCCUCUGGGGGAAAAAAUAAAAUGCCGAUUAUACAUUAAAA
Tupaia belangeri chinensis (Chinese tree shrew) is the source of this 1090-nucleotide messenger RNA. RefSeq names its product 40S ribosomal protein S26. Gene Ontology annotation, molecular function: mRNA binding; structural constituent of ribosome. Lineage: Eukaryota; Metazoa; Chordata; Mammalia; Scandentia; Tupaiidae. The transcript has a single exon. Gene Ontology annotation, cellular component: cytosolic small ribosomal subunit; ribosome. Gene Ontology annotation, biological process: translation. The record is from RefSeq and is a predicted model, not a curated record. Bases 668 to 1015 code for a protein of 115 amino acids.